AUGCCCGCGCCCCGACGGAAAAAUCUGCUCGCAAGCAGACGGCGGCGACAAGACGAAGGAGAGGAAGAAGGAUCUAUCCUCGGCGAUUUUGAGGAUGACUCCCUGAGUGAGGGCUCCGCAGUCACUAAUGGUGAGGAGGAAGGAGAAUUCGAAGGAAGUGAGUCUAGUGGAGACGAGCGAGACCAGGUGCAGGCAACUACAACUGGUGCAACGGCGCGAGGUCAAAGUGGCCGUGCUGCUGUGAUAUCUCAGGAUGAUUCCACAAAGCCUAAGAGUGUCUUUGCGCCCUCGGCGGAUACCGAAGCCAUGUUGCAUGGGUUGAGUCAAGCUCAGCAGUCGCAAGAGAUGGAACGGCUGCAAUUUGACAAUCUGCCUGAUUCGAUGGAUUCUGGUGCUGUUGAAGCUGUUGAAGCUUUUGCUGCUCCUCCGAAAGCUUCUAGGCAGGAGACUAUAGCACAGCGCGCUCGCAGGGAGCAUCAAGAGUACGUCCGCCAGAGGAAUGCAAAUCCCGCAUUCGUACCUACCAGGGGCGGGUUCUUCCUUCAUGAUGACCGGAACUCGUCCUCCAUCGGGCUGAACACCAGACCUCUUGGACGAGGUAGGGGUCGGGCAUAUGGGCCUGCAAUGAGCACAGGACGGGGAAUUGGUUUCAACGAACCGACAGACAAGCCUUGGGCGCACGAUCUCCAUGAGCUGCACGAGAACAAGAUGAAACCAGCGCAGCAAGAAACCAGACCAAUUCCUGUGGUGGCCGAAACUGAGAAGGACCAGAACAAAGUCAAAGCCACUUCAACAGCUCCGAACAGAUCCUUUUCGUUCACGUCCAUUCUGGGUAAUGUCAAUGUCCAAAUAUCACUCCCAGGCAUGGCCGAGAAAACAAAGGUGCCAAAUGUCGUUAAAAAGCAUCACGUUUUGCUUCCGCAGCAUCGUCCUCCAUUGAGGAGGGACAAGCCCGUGCGCGUCUCAAUCCCAGAUGCAGCACCACGGUACAUCUUUCCUAGCGCAGACCGGUCCUUCAUCUUCAUUCCGCGGGCUCUGCGUCCCAACCAGCCGGGAUAUACACGCGGCCGUGGUAGAGGCAGCUUCCACGGCAGCCGCAGACCGAGUAUAUAUGGGGGAGGCUAUACUCCGAGUGUUGCUAUGAGUCGGAAAUCUUCCAUGGGGGCAUCCACCAUGCGAGAAGGCAUCAAAUCACCUACCGACUCGGUGAUCUCUCGCCCAGCGGCAACCGGCAAUGAGAGCAGUCGGCCUGUGGUCCGCAUGCCGUCCGGGGCGCCUACGCCAUCUCUGUCGAGGACUGGGCUGCCGAUAAUGAACGGCCACGUCCCCAUGAAUGCCGCACCGACACAAAUGCACGCGCCUGCGAUGUAUGGCAGCCACUCUGCAGCCAUUCCCAUGCACCAACCGCGCCCCCAGAAAACAGUCUCCGUGGCACAUAUCGAAUCGCCGGCCGCCUUCCAUUUCAAAGCUCCUCAACAGCAGCAAGAAAUACCGUUUCACCAACAAGUACCCGCCCAGGUCUCCAACUUUUAUCUGGAAGACAAGACUGCCGCUCAACCUGGCCAACCGACAAUGUCUGGAAUGGCCGGAGUGGCGCCUCUCUCGCAGAUACCUGAAGGAGCGGUCUUCGCGCCAGGCUUUCAGCCAUACCCAGUCAUGGGCGCCGCUCCGUAUUUCGGGGCACCUUACAGCAAUGGAGCCGUCUUCUACCCACCCGUUCCAGGAACCAGCUCUUUUGGAGUUCCAAUGGCAGGCCCAGCACUGGCACCCAGCUUUGUUCCCGGUUCGCAAUCGCACCCGAUAAACUAUCUGCCUGCCACAGGACCUACGGAAAGCAGCACGCUGGCGCAUGAGUCGAACGGCAUGGUCUACUACUACAACCCGACAAUGUUCACUCCUGGCGCUCAGAGUGGAAUGCAGCAAUUCCCCAUGGCUCCCAACGGAAACAUGAUGCCACUGGGCAACGGGAUGCCGUCCCAGGCUCCCUAUUACUACUCUUCUGCCCCCACUGGCAUGUUCUACCCAGCGCAGUCUGGUUGA
This is a messenger RNA of Fonsecaea multimorphosa CBS 102226, 2040 nucleotides long. RefSeq lists its product as uncharacterized. Gene Ontology annotation, biological process: mRNA processing. Gene Ontology annotation, molecular function: mRNA binding. The record is from RefSeq and is a predicted model, not a curated record. Lineage: Eukaryota; Fungi; Ascomycota; Eurotiomycetes; Chaetothyriales; Herpotrichiellaceae. The coding region runs from base 1 to 2040 and encodes 679 amino acids. The transcript has 2 exons. Gene Ontology annotation, cellular component: exon-exon junction complex.